GCUCUCACAUGGCUUCUGAACAGGGUCAGAGGUGUCUUGGCUUCCCCUGCCCUCCUGAGAUCUUGCCCAUAAAAGGUCUGAGUUGCCUACUUCCACUAUUAAGUUGAACGAGGACUCCUUAACCCAACAGCCAUCAAGGCUGUUGGCCAACUAGUUAACAGCCCAAAGCAGCCAGCUGCUUCUGACCUAGGAAAGCCGGUGUGCAGGAGCUUGGGGCUGGGGGAUGAGCGGUCAGGUCCCGCUGGCAGAGAAGGCCCUGUCAGAACGCUAUGCCCGUCUCCGGUACAGGGACACUUCCUUGCUGAUUUGGCAACGGCAGCAGCAGAAGUUGGAGUCUGUACCACCUAGCACAUACCUGAGCAGGAGCCGCAGCAUGUGGUACUCCCAGUACGGAAAUGAGGCCAUCUUAGUCCGAGACAAAAGCCAGCUUGGGGUCUCUAAGGACACUGGCCAGUCUAAGUUUUGCUCAAUCAUGUACUUCCAGGGGGGUCCUUGAUGGCUGUGAAGAUCAAUCUGUGGUAUAAAAACUCAACACCCAAGAAUAUCACGCAGCCCUCUAUCAAUGGCACACUGCCGAGGCCCUGGCAAUGCUUCCAGACAAAAAGAGAGGCCAGUGAGAUGUCCCCAGCUCCUGUGAACUGCUUGCCUGACACAGAAUGGGUCAGGUCCAGGGUAAAGAGGGGACUCUCUUCCUGGAGGGUCUCAGAUCUGUCAGUUCACUGCAGUGACAUGUGAAAAGGGGCCAGAGCCGGGGUGGCAUUUCAAAACCAAGAGUUUUAGUGACCAACCGUAAUACAUUACUGCAUUGUGGUUAGCACCCACACUGGUCUUGUAUAUAGGUGUGUUGUGUCCUAAACACCUUAAGUAAAACCCUCCAAUUUAAAGCUCCAUCUAAGUUGCCUGGGUUGAUCCCAAACUUAAUCAUGUGGGAAAGAGCAUCUGCCCAAUGGUGGAGCAUUGGGACCUCCUUUCUAUCAAGUUGCAGUGGUCUAUCACAUGUUCCACCUCAGUACACAUGGUGUGGACAGCUGGAACAUACUUGCCUAUGUAGCAGUUCAAGUCUGUGUGGCUAUGCAAAUUCGGAGAUGUUUGUCAAAGUUGAGCCUUCUAAAUAAACGUCUUAAGACUCU
Molecule: messenger RNA, 1130 nt
Organism: Peromyscus maniculatus bairdii (prairie deer mouse)
Lineage: Eukaryota; Metazoa; Chordata; Mammalia; Rodentia; Cricetidae
Source: RefSeq, a predicted model, not a curated record